ACAAUAAGCAAUGGUGGAACAAAACCCACUGACCGCAAUAACCCAUCAGCUGGCUAGACAUUCUGUGAAUGUUCAUUACUAAAAGUGAAAGGCUUUAUCAAGAAAUCAAUGAAAGAGGGAAGGGGGGAAAGGGAGCGCGACAGAAGUGAUUGGAAAAACAUGAGCUAAAGAAGGGGGAGGUUAAGCUAACCACGCAAAGGAAUUUUGCAAAUGUCACAAGAUUCUCAGGAGAUAAAGACGAUUGAGCAAUGGAGAUGGUCCGAAAUGGAAGGCCUUGAAGUUGGCUCUGCCUCUCCCGUCUCUGACCCAUUUAAGACCAGCAACCCAUCUCGAACCCCAACGACUCCAACCCAUUUAAUACUCGCUACUAGUGACCCAAGAUUACAACAACAACAACUACUACCAGUUGCUGCUUUAGAGACUGUGCGAGAGAGAGGAGAAAUGGAGAGCUCCAUUUCUGAACCCAACAAAGAUGGAACUAGUGGCGGUGGAGUUGGGGGUGGUGCUGGGAGCAGUGGAGAAAAGCCUGCGGAUGUUCCCACAGUUGGGUUUCUAGAGUUAUUCAGAUUCGCAGAUGGGUUGGAUUGUGUGUUGAUGAUAAUUGGGUCAAUUGGUGCCAUUAUUCAUGGCUCUUCUAUGCCUGUGUUUCUACGCUUCUUCGCCGAUCUUGUUAACUCUUUUGGGUCCAAUGCCAACGACAUUGACAAGAUGAUGCAGGAAGUUCUCAAGUAUGUGUUCUACUUCCUUGUUGUGGGUGCUGCAGUCUGGGCAUCUUCAUGGGCAGAGAUAUCGUGUUGGAUGUGGACCGGAGAGAGGCAAUCGACCAAGAUGAGGAUCAAAUAUCUAGAAUCCGCUUUGAACCAGGACAUUCAGUACUUUGACACGGAGGUCCGAACUUCCGAUGUAAUUUUCGCCAUUAACUCUGACGCAGUGAUGGUUCAGGACGCCAUUAGCGAGAAGCUUGGUACUUUCCUUCAUUACAUGGCGACAUUUGUGUCUGGAUUUUUGGUGGGUUUCACUGCUGUCUGGCAAUUAGCUCUUAUCACUCUAGCUGUAGUUCCUUUUAUAGGAUUAAUUGGAGCCGUCCAUGGUAUCACAUUAGGCAAAUUUUCCGGCAGGAGCCAAGAAGCCCUUUCAAGGGCUGGAAACGUUGUCGAACAGACCAUUGUCCAAAUUCGCGUGGUUUUUGCUUUCGUCGGUGAAUCAAGGGCACUACAUGCAUACUCGUCAGCAUUGAAGGUCUCCCAGAGAAGUGGUUACAAGAGCGGACUCGUUAAGGGGAUGGGACUGGGUGCUACUUACUUUGUUGUUUUCUGUUGCUAUGCACUUCUUCUCUGGUAUGGAGGUUACCUUGUUAGGCAUCACCUCACCAAUGGAGGACUUGCCAUAGCUACAAUGUUCGCUGUUAUGCUUGGAGGACUGGGUUUGGCUGCAUCUGCCCCAAGCAUUGCUGCAUUUGCGAAGGCGAAAGUUGCAGCAGCCAAAAUCUUCCGUAUAAUUGAUCACAAACCAAGGGUAGACCGGAACAGCAAAUCGGGGCUAGAAUUAGAAUCUGUUACAGGGCUGGUAGAGCUUAAAAAUGUAGAUUUCUCAUAUCCAUCAAGGCCAGAGGUUCGGAUCCUUAACAAUUUUAACCUAACUGUAGCAGCUGGGAAGACUAUAGCUUUGGUGGGAAGCAGUGGCUCUGGAAAAAGCACUGUGGUGUCGCUAAUUGAGAGAUUCUAUGAUCCCACUUCAGGAGAAGUUUUGCUAGAUGGUCAUGACAUAAAGAACCUCAAGUUAAGGUGGUUGAGGCAACAAAUCGGACUUGUCAGCCAAGAGCCUGCACUUUUCGCCACGACCAUCAAAGAAAACAUACUCCUUGGACGACCCGAUGCAGACCAAGUUGAGAUCGAAGAGGCUGCCAGAGUCACCAACGCUCAUUCCUUCAUUAUCAAGCUACCGGAAGGCUUUGAUACUCAGGUAGGGGAACGAGGUUUGCAACUCUCGGGAGGACAGAAACAACGAAUAGCAAUAGCAAGGGCAAUGCUGAAAAACCCAGCAAUACUGCUUUUAGAUGAGGCAACUAGUGCAUUGGACUCUGAAUCAGAAAAGCUAGUGCAAGAAGCCCUAGAUCGUUUCAUGAUUGGGAGGACUACUCUUGUCAUCGCCCAUCGCCUCUCAACCAUCUGUAAGGCUGACCUUGUUUCUGUGAUCCAGCAGGGGAGUGUUUCUGAAAUUGGAACCCACGAUGAGCUCAUUGCCAAAGGAGAAAAUGGUGCUUAUGCCAAGCUCAUCCAGAUGCAGGAAAUGGCCCACGAAACUGCAAUGAAUAAUGCCAGAAAGAGUAGCGCAAGGCCUUCUAGUGCAAGAAAUUCAGUAAGUUCACCAAUAAUUGUUCGAAAUUCCUCCUAUGGGCGAUCACCAUAUUCCCGACGGCUAUCUGAUUUCUCAACUUCUGAUUUUAGUUUGUCCUUUGAUGCCUCACACCUCAAUUACCGCCUUGAAAAACUUGCCUUUAAGGAACAAGCCAGUUCCUUCUGGCGCCUUGCAAAGAUGAAUUCUCCUGAAUUGGUCUAUGCAUUAUUUGGUUCUAUAGGCUCUAUCAUUUGUGGCUGCCUCAGUUCUUUCUUUGCAUAUGUUCUAAGUGCCGUCCUCAGCGUGUACUACAAUCCGAACCAUGCUUACAUGAUCCGGGAAAUUGAAAAGUAUUGCUAUCUCUUGAUUGGACUUUCAUCAGCUACACUUAUAUUCAAUACGGAACAGCAUUUCUUCUGGAAUAUUGUAGGUGAAAAUCUGACUAAACGAGUACGGGAGAAAAUGUUUGGAGCAGUGCUGAAAAAUGAAAUGGCAUGGUUUGAUCAGGAAGAAAAUGAGAGCGCUAGGAUUGCGGCAAGGCUGGCACUUGAUGCCAACAAUGUCAGAUCAGCAAUUGGAGACCGUAUUUCAGUGAUUGUACAGAACACAGGACUCUUGCUAUUUGCUUGCACUGCAGGGUUUGUUCUGCAGUGGCGUCUUGCCCUAGUCCUCAUAGCCAUCUUCCCUUUGGUCGUUGGAGCAACCGUCUUGCAGAAAAUAUUCUUGAAUGGAUUCUCAGGAGACCUAGAAGCUGCUCAUGCCAAGGCUACACAACUUGCAGGUGAAGCCAUAGCCAAUGUGAGGACUGUUGCUGCCUUUAAUUCAGAGAGAAAAAUUGUUGGUCUUUUCUCCACCAGCCUCCAAACUCCUCUACGACGCUCCUUUUGGAAAGGCCAGAUUGCUGGAAUUGGAUUUGGCAUAGCUCAAUUUUUACUUUAUGCCUCCUAUGCCCUUGGUCUUUGGUAUGCUUCUUGGCUUGUAAAACAUGGGAUCUCAGACUUCUCAAAGACAAUCCGAGUUUUUGUGGUCCUUAUGGUCUCUGCCAAUGGCGCUGCUGAAACAUUAACUCUUGCUCCUGACUUCGUCAAGGGUGGUCGAGCCAUGCAAUCAGUCUUCGAACUUCUUGACCGCAAAACUGAAAUUGAUCCCGAUGAUUCAGAUGUCACCUCUGUUCCUGACCUUUUUCGUGGGGAGGUUGAAUUAAAGCAUGUAGACUUUUCUUAUCCCUCUCGUCCUGAUGUCCCAGUUUUCCGCGACCUUAGCAUUCGUGCUCGAGCUGGAAAAAUUCUUGCCCUUGUAGGUCCUAGUGGUUGUGGUAAGAGCUCAGUAAUUUCACUUAUACAGCGCUUCUACGAGCCAUCAUCGGGACGAGUCAUGAUUGAUGGUAAAGACAUUCGAAAAUACAAUCUCAAAUCUUUGAGAAAACACAUGGCAGUGGUUCCCCAGGAGCCAUGCCUCUUUGCUUCUACCAUUUAUGAGAACAUCGCAUACGGGAAUGAAGCUGCAACUGAGGCUGAAAUCAUUGAAGCUGCAACUUUGGCCAAUGCCCACAAGUUCAUAUCAGCAUUGCCAGAAGGGUACAAAACAUAUGUUGGGGAGAGGGGAGUUCAGUUAUCUGGAGGACAAAAGCAAAGGAUUGCGAUUGCUCGUGCUUUAGUAAGGAAGGCAGAGAUCAUGCUGCUAGAUGAGGCCACAAGUGCACUUGAUGUUGAGUCUGAGAGAUUGGUACAGGAAGCUUUAGAUCGCGCAUUCUCUGAAAAGACGACGAUUGUAGUUUCACACAGGUUAUCAACGAUUAGAAAUGCUAGUGUCAUUGCAGUGAUUGAUGAUGGGAAAGUAGUAGAGCAAGGAUCCCACUCACAUCUAAUGAAAAACUACCCAGAUGGAUGUUACGCCCGUAUGAUACAGUUACAAAGGUUCAGCCAAGUCAUUGGAAUGACCACAGGUUCAAGUUCCACAACCAGACACAAGGAUGAUGAAGAGAAGUUAGUAAGGUUUUACAGAAAUUGGUGACAAAAGCAGUAUAAUAUCCCUUCAAAUUUUUGUUCUUGGGUUCUGUCCAUGUUUUGAUAUAGUAUGGUAUGUUAUCUUCUUCUUCUUUUAUUACUAUAUAUAUGUUAUUGAAGAAUACUUGGUAGAAUCAAAAGGAUGUAUGUAAUAGUUAAUUAGAUAAACUGAUAGAAGCAUCCCCAGGCCUAUUGUGUAAGUUUUGAACUCAGAAUAUGCAGCCAUUGAAGGAUACCUAUACCAGCUUGAGUUA
Molecule: messenger RNA, 4597 nt
Organism: Tripterygium wilfordii
Lineage: Eukaryota; Viridiplantae; Streptophyta; Magnoliopsida; Celastrales; Celastraceae
Product: ABC transporter B family member 1
Biological process (GO): transmembrane transport
Cellular component (GO): membrane
Molecular function (GO): ATP binding; ABC-type transporter activity; ATP hydrolysis activity
Source: RefSeq, a predicted model, not a curated record